CAGCAAAGUCAUGUACUGUAUUUUGACCAUCAGGUGGCAGUAGUAGACUGGAAAGUAGUAAAAGACUACCAAACGAAGAAAUGACGCUCGUGUCAUGAGACUCAGCAGUGGGAUAAAUGAAUGCGGAGGUCAUGUAACGUCCAGUGUCCACUAUGUGUAUGUUGUACCCCACUUUGUGGCUUUGUCUCUAUGGCUUCUUUUGCAACCUGCGGCCGUCGGAGCCUUUCCUCACUGCCUACUUGAUGGGGCCAGAGAAGAACCUGACUGAAGCGCAGGUCGUCAGUGAGAUCUACCCAAUAUGGACAUACUCUUAUCUUGCUUUGCUGUUCCCCAUCUUCCUGGUCACGGACUAUCUCUGUUAUAAGCCUGUGUUACUGUUGCAGGCAACUAGCUAUGUAGUAACCUAUGUGAUGCUGCUCAAGGCUGAUGGCCUUCUGGCCAUGCAGCUGCUGGAAUUUUUCUUUGGACUUGCUACAGCCUCAGAGAUUGCUUACUACUCCUACAUCUACAGUGUGGUGGAGCCUGCCCACUAUCAGAAGGUGACGGCCUACUGCCGCAGCGUCACUCUAUUUGGCUCGGCUGCUGGCUCGCUGACCGGCCAGCUCCUCCUGUCUUUGGCCGAAGUACAGCUGGUGCACCUCAUCUACGCCACGCUGGCAUCCGUUGCCAUAGCCUUUGUUGCCCCUUGGUUUUUGCCCAUGCCCAAACGGAGCCUGUUUUUCCACAAUAAUCCUGAGGCGCAAAGUAGCGUCACGGGUGCUCUGAUUAGGAAUGGUGACAAGUCUGAGAGCGAGAUGCCUCUACACCACAAGGGAAUCUCCAAGGUGUCCCUGUCUUCCGAGAAGACACAUAGAGGCCAUGGUCUCUGGGAGGUCUUAAAGAUGUUGUUGACUGACUUCCUGCACUGUUACAGACGAGGUCCCCUAUUAGCGUGGUCGGUCUGGUGGGCACUGGUCACCUGUGGAUACUUUCAAGUGGUCAACUAUGCACAAGCACUGUGGGAGAAUAUCCGCCCAUCUCAUGAAUAUGUCAUAUACAACGGCUACGUGGAAACAAUGUCUACUCUCCUAGGGGCUGUUGCUGCUCUGCUGGUGGGUCAUCUGCCUGUGAGCUGGACUGUGUGGGGAGAACUAGCUAUGUGUCUCCUCUCUCUGCUCAUGGCAGCAUGUUUGCUCAUCAUGGACAUGCUGCCAAGCAUCUGGCUGUGUUACGGCUCCUACAUCCUUUUUAGAGCCACCUAUAUGCUGCUAAUCACUGCUGCCACGUAUCAAAUAGCUGCAAGUCUUGACAUGCAGCGAUAUGCCCUGGUGUUUGGUGUCAACACUUUCCUGGCGUUGUUGCUGCAGACCUCACUCACUCUGCUGGUGGUUGACUCGGCCGGCCUCGGUCUUGACAUCUUUACCCAGUUCUUCAUCUACAGUGGCUAUUUUGCUGUGAUCUCCGCUAUCCUCCUCUUGGCCUGGCUCUAUAAAUUGGCCAGGAGGAGGAAAUCUGAUGGAGAUGUCCUGUCACAAAGUCCAGCAGACUUGGACAGCCUAUGAAAUAAUGUCAUGACAGAUUGACUAUUUUUGUCACGGCACUAUUGCCUUAUCUGUUACCUUGUUGGAAAAUGUUGACUUCUGACUAGGUAAGUGAACGAGAACUUGAAGCUUCAUUGUUCAUGCUCGUGAAUUCUGGGAAAAAUCGAUUUAUUCCCACUUGAGUAGUCUGAGUGUCCUUAGAAAGAGACCAUACAAGUAUAUUUUAUGCUACUACUACUAUUAAGUGCCAUUGAACCCUCUGGUGUGUAAAUAUAUUUUGAUAUCUGUGUUAUUUGUCAGGACUGCUGACAGUAAAAAGUGUGUAUUCAAAAAACAAAACAAAAAAAAAACCUUAAUCCUAUGUUUUUGGUAUACAUCCUGUAAUGUUGGUUUUUAUUCUGAACAUGUAUAAAAAGGUAACAUCAAAGUAGAUUACAUUUUUUACAGGUACACAAUUGAAGUUGUCUUAAAGAUUAGGGAGAAGUAGAUUUUGUUUAAGCCUACCUUUUCUCUGUGUUGCAGCACUACUGAUCAUUUGUUUACUUCCUGUGUUCACUGUGUUUACUUAUUUAUAGUAAAAGAAAAAUGAGCUAUUAUGUAAUUUAUUUAUAUAUGUAUAUAUAAAGGAUGACAGACACAUAGUUUGUUAAAGAAUUACAAGUUGACUGAAGGUUCGACCUCUGAAGCUCCCAUAUGAACAAUCUCGUCUUCCUGAAUACAGCAUCAAGCAUUUUAGUUUUGGCCAUCAGGUGGCUCAACCACACAACUCUUGUCACUGUUAUGAGUUUACUUCUGCCACUCAAAUCUCAACACAGUUCUGUCAAAAAAAAAAAAAGAUCAUCUGUUUCAUUAUGAAGAAAACUAUGAUUAAUAAAAAUAAAACAAUUUUUUUA
Nerophis lumbriciformis (worm pipefish) is the source of this 2413-nucleotide messenger RNA. RefSeq names its product solute carrier family 19 member 2 (gene slc19a2). Gene Ontology annotation, molecular function: vitamin transmembrane transporter activity. Gene Ontology annotation, cellular component: plasma membrane. The record is from RefSeq and is a predicted model, not a curated record. NCBI's taxonomy places the organism in Eukaryota, Metazoa, Chordata, Actinopteri, Syngnathiformes, Syngnathidae. Gene Ontology annotation, biological process: transmembrane transport; vitamin transport.